Molecule: messenger RNA, 1299 nt
Organism: Metopolophium dirhodum (rose-grain aphid)
Lineage: Eukaryota; Metazoa; Arthropoda; Insecta; Hemiptera; Aphididae
Exons: 3
Coding region: 1-1299 (432 amino acids)
Source: RefSeq, a predicted model, not a curated record
AUGAGUGAACCGAAGACUAAAGAAACCCCCACUUAUGCAUUUGGUACUGAAGUUUGGGUAAAUGUGUUCAAUUGUAUUUGGUGGCCGGGUAUAGUUGUUGAUUCUCUUAAGAUACCACAAGAAAUAUUAGUUUAUUUCAACAACGUUGAACAUAUUGCAGUUGUUAAAUUUGAACAUGAUAACAAACAUGUAGUUGUUGGCAGAAAUGAUCAAAUAUUCCUAUACUCGUGUGAUCGCAAAAUAGAAUUUGUUGAAAAAGGAUUGUCAUUAUUAAAACAACAAGAAAAAGGACAGCCUAUAGUUAAACAUGAAUUUAACAUGAAUAAUUUUAAGAAAGAUGUAAUAUCAAUGGAACGUCUUCUUGGAGGUGAUAUGUAUAUUUUUGAAAAUUUAGAGAAAAAACGAGAAACACUGAAGUCCAUCAUGAAAGAACCAUUCACUCAAACUAAUACAAAAAACUAUAAUACUAUGACAUAUAAACCAACAACAUCAACUGGUCAUAGUUGUCAAUCACAAGUAGGCUGUAACUUCACAACUAUUCGCUCUGUUAACUUAAAACAGCAGAUGGCAAUCGAUAAAAACGAGACAGAUGUGGUUAUGACCAAUAAAUCAUCAACCAAUACUAUCUCAAAUAAACGAAAGGAUUUAAAGACUGAAUCAGAGGUUAAAAAACAAAAACUGGUGAUGAAAGAUGAAGAACUCAAUACAAGCAAGGAUAAUACGAAACAAUUGUCUGAUAAUGUUACAGAAUCUUCAAUUAAUGAAGAAGUUGUAGAAACAACGAGUGCGGUCGGUACUUUAGACCAAAUAAACAAUUUUGAAAAUUCAUUGAGUUGCAUUUCGAGUAAUAUAAAUAAUUCCGAUGCAAAUAUAUUGAUUGAAGAUAACAAUGGUAUUGGUGUAUCUGAGUUAAGAGAAUAUGGAUCUCCACUAAUAAAAGGUUUGUUGGGGAUUGAUAGUCUAUAUUAUAAUGAAAUAGUUAGUAAUGACGUUGAUAUUCCAUUAGUUGAAAAUAUGUCUAUUGAAACAGAAGACCUUGCAAUUGUUGUGGAGAAUACUAAUGGCAAGGAGAAAGUUUCAAAUGAUGUAGAAGUUAAUCAGUUGAAUGGUACCACAGUCGGUAAUGCUAUGCCUAUCGAGAACUCUUGUUCUGUAGAUAGUACAUCUAAUAAAAUAGAUUGUGAAGAUGAAAUCACUAAAAUAAACGACUGCCUAAUAGAUGGUGUACCAAACGCUGAAUGGACGAAAGAAGACGGUUGGGAAUCCAAACCACCUGCACUGAGAGAAGGUAAUAACUAA